Messenger RNA from Paralichthys olivaceus (Japanese flounder), 4098 nucleotides. RefSeq names its product oxysterol binding protein-like 3b (gene osbpl3b). Gene Ontology annotation, molecular function: cholesterol binding. Gene Ontology annotation, cellular component: membrane; intracellular membrane-bounded organelle; cytosol. The record is from RefSeq and is a predicted model, not a curated record. NCBI's taxonomy places the organism in Eukaryota, Metazoa, Chordata, Actinopteri, Pleuronectiformes, Paralichthyidae.
GAGCGGAUGGUGCAAGUGUGUGCAUGCCAGAGUGGAGUCAGGGAGCCUGUGUUCGUUCAGGGUGUUAUUUUGAGUUUCAGCAGCUUUAGCCUCCAGCGCCUGAACAUUUUUGUCUCCAAGCUGAACACCUUCAGAACCUGGAGGCCACAUCUCUGACUCUGUCAAGGAGGAAUGUUUCUUGUACUCUGGACGUAGCCAGUCAGCAGCGAGAUGGGCUCAGAGGAGCGCAGUUCAGCCAUGUCACAGAAGAUCUCCUCCCUGUCACGCAGCAACAGCAGCUCCUCGUCCAAGCAUGACAGCCGACAGGACAGCUGGGAAAUAGUGGAGGGUCUGCGAGGAGGCACCGGAACCGUCCUGGAGCCUCAGAAACAGGAGGGCUACAUGCUGAAGAGGAGAAAGUGGCCUUUGAAGGGCUGGCAUAAGAGAUACUUCUUCCUGGACAAGGGCAUCCUGAAGUACGGCAAGUGCAGUGCUGAUAUCGAGAAAGGGAAACUGCACGGCCGCAUUGACGUGGGACUCUCUGUCAUGGCCAUUAAGAAGAAAGCCAAGUGCAUCGAUCUUGAUGCCGAGGAAAACAUCUAUCACCUGAAGAUUAAGUCACAGGAGCUGUUUGAUGAAUGGGUGUCCAAGCUGCGCCACCACCGGCUCUAUCGGCAGAAUGAGAUUGCUAUGUACCCUAAUGAGAAAUCCUUCUACUACCCUCACUACUCCUCCCCUAAGUCGCCCAACUCCCCCAGCUUGGCCAAGAGUGCCUCUCUCAGAAAGUGCAUGUCUAUACAAAGACAGUCCACAGUGCAUUCUGUCGGAGCCUUCCCUUUAAGCUGCAACAGCCAGGCCAAAGUUACAGCCUGGCUCCAGUCAUCAGAUGACAUGGACAAGUGCUCCAAAGACCUGUCAGUCUGUGACGCCUACCUGCUGGAGCUCAACCACCUGCUUCAGAGCAUGGAGGUCCUCCAUCGAACAUAUUCUGCUCCAUCUAUCCAGGCCCUGCAGACAUCUACAUUCGACAGCCCUAAGAAGGAGAAGAGACUUCCAAAGAAAUGGCGGAAUAAAAACUACAACAAAGACGUAAAAACAACUCUGCAGGUACCCAGCUGCAUCUCCUCUGGCUCUAUCCGCCUCCAUGCCUCUAACCCCAACCUCUCCUCCGCUGCACUCGCUAAUGACAAAGCCGACACCGAGUCACUAGAUUCUCCAUUUGAUGUGGCAAAGCUCCAGGAGGACUUCUGCCGUAUCGCCACCAACUUGCAUACAACCAUGAAGUCGGCUCUCAGUUCACUGACGUCUGAGCGGGAGAGGUUAAAGCAGUGUCUGGACCACGAAACAUGUCCCCCUACCUCGCCGCAAGUUGUCGGUUUGAAGAACACGCUGGCGACGGCUUUAGCCCAGAACUCUGAGCUGAGAGAGCGCCUGAGCAAGAUUCAUGCCGAGUCCCACAUCGUAGAGCCCACAUUAAUAAAUCUCACUGCCCCUGUGCAGAAACAGGUCUCUGUGGAUGAAUCCCCUCCCCUUGUGCACCAAGUGUCCAAUGAGAGCAGAGCUUCAAUCGCAGAGUCUUUGUCCGAGUUCUUUGAUGCACAGGAAGUCCUGCUGUCUGCUAGCUCCUCUGAAAAUGAGGCCUCAGAGGAUGACUCAUACAUCAGUGACGUCAGUGACAACAUUUCCAUGGACAACUUCAGCAAUGGGACAGAAAUCGAGAGACCAAACUCAGGGUCUGCAGAAAAAGGCGCUGCCCUUUGUCAGCGUAGAUCCUGCCUGCCCUCUCUCAGUCCCAACAACAGCACCAUCAGCCUGUGGAACAUCCUCAGGAACAACAUCGGCAAAGACCUGUCUAAGGUGGCGAUGCCUGUGCAACUCAAUGAGCCGCUCAACACCCUGCAGAGAUUGUGUGAGGAGCUGGAGUACAGCGAGCUGCUCGACAGAGCCGCCAACACACAGGACCCUUUUGAACGUAUGGUAUACAUAGCUACAUUUGUUGUGUCAGGCUAUGCAUCCAGCUACUACAGAACUGGUGGAAAGCCUUUCAACCCCGUCCUGGGAGAGACAUACGAAUGUGACCGGCCGGAUAAAGGCUUUCGAUUUGUUGCGGAGCAGGUCAGCCAUCACCCUCCGAUCUCAGCCUGUCACGCAGAGUCUAAAAAUUUCAUGUUCUGGCAAGACGUGAGGUGUAAGAACAAGUUCUGGGGGAAGUCGAUGGAGAUUGUUCCUGUGGGUACAACUCAUGUAACUCUGCCAGAAUUUGGGGACCACUAUGAGUGGAACAAGGUGACGUCCUGCAUCCACAACAUUCUCAGUGGACAGCGCUGGAUUGAACACUACGGGGAGAUCUCCAUCCAAAACACCAGCAGUGACAUUUGCCAAUGCAAGAUCACGUUUGUUAAGGCCAAAUACUGGAAUUCAAGUGUGAACGAGGUGGAGGGAACCGUCACGGAUCAGAAAGGGAAGGUCGUCCACAGACUCUUUGGAAAGUGGCAAGAGGCAGUUUUCUGUGGAGACCCACCUUCAGCCACAUGCAUCUGGAGAGCAAAUGCAAUGCCAGUGGACUAUGAGCAGUACUAUGGUUUUACAAAGUUUGCUGUUGAACUGAAUGAGUUGGACCCCUCUCUGAAACUGCUGCUACCACCCACAGACACCAGACUACGAGUUGACCAAAGACUGCUGGAGGAGGGGAAGUUGGAGGAGGCAGAGGAACAGAAGCAGAGGAUUGAACAGCUGCAGAGAGAAAGACGGAGAGUCCUGGAGCAGAGCAAUGCCACGCAUCAGCCUCAUUUCUUCAGGAGGUCCAAGGACGAUACGUGGGUGAGCAACAACACAUACUGGGAGUUGAGGAAGGACCUCGGCUUCGCCCACAUAGAUUUUCCGAUGCUGUGGUGACCCCUGAAAUGUACCUCGCACACUUUUUCCACCUGCGCAGCCUCUACUGUGACCCAGGCUGGUUCUGGUGACGUCUGUAUCCCAGUCUUGCCAUCCACAUUCAAUCCUGUCUUAGUUAUUGCAGUUCAUCAAAGUUGUUGCCUUAAAAGCAAGUGCUUAUCUAAGUUUUGUAAACAUGUUUAUGCAAUUAAAUUAUAAAAAAAAGUUGAUCGAUUGAUCAAACAGUUUUUGCCCAUAUUUCCAUGUCUAAUGUUACACUGUGCAACUGAAACUGAGAAAAUAAUUUGGUAUUUAUGAUGAUAAAUAUUUUAAAGGAGACACAUUAUGCUUUUUGUCUUUCCUCAAGUAGAUGGUAGGUUUUUUCUGUGUGUAUGACAUCUGCAAAGUUAAAAAAGCCCAAAGUCCAUCCUAAAGGGAGCUCCUCCCCCGCACAGAACAUGCUGCUCCUGAAACUCUUGAAACACCUCUUGAGUAAUCUGGGUAUCACGGUGUCAUGUGACAUCACAAUGUGACAUCACAUUUGCAUAAAAUAAUAAUAUUGAUGAAUCCAGGUAAAGCAAGAGCAGAGGCCGACAUUUCAUAUGAGUGCUGGAAGUGGUUGACCAAUCACAACAGAGUGGGCCAGCUAGCCAAUGAGAGCAGACUGGGCUUUAUCAGGAGGGGGGACCUUUAACGAGACAGGAGCUAAAACCAAGUGUUUUAGACAGAGGCUGAAAAUAGGAACUGCAGCAAGAGACAGAAUGAGGAAGUGUUUUUUUUGUCUACACCAGUUUAACAUGUACCGAACAACUGGUCUCUUUAGCUGCCGUCUCAUCAUGGACAUUCUCUACCUCUGAGAUAAAACUAGCCUUGAAAUGCCAGUCAUGAAGUAAACACAUGUUAUAUUUAUUCUACACCUGCCUGAUGCCUUACUGCUUGUUCUCAUAUUGUUUAAUUUAUUUUUGUUGCAUCUCUUAAGUGUUUUUUAAAAUGUAUGUUUUGUAAGGAAUUCUUAAAAACACAUGACCUGUAAUCCUUAUUGACCUUUUCUUUCUGUCUCCAUCACAGUGAUUACAGCUUUUUGCUAUGACUGUGUCAAUGAUUGUGCACCAAUGAGCUGCUGUAGCAAACAUCAAAUCCAGCUGUUUUUCACUUCAUACACUCAUACGUCGUCUCUGUGGACUCGGGGAGGAUUUGUGACCAAAAGUGUCAGAAGCUAUGCUCCAUGAGCUCAAAUAAAAUCUG